UCCUGAGUCAGCAGUGGCGAGGAGGCGAGCGGCACCUCGCCGCCCGGCCCGGCCCCGCCGAGCGCCCCGGGCCCCCUCCACCACUGCGCCGGCUCCCAGUCCCUGGCGUCGCGCAUCCGCGGCAGGAAGGGGGCCGUGGGGGCCCCGCCAGCUCCUGCCCUCCGCCGCCGCCGGGUAGGCUCGCCGCCGCGGCCUGGGUGCGGUCGCAGGUGGGGAAGGGGUGGAAAACGGAGUCGUGCUUCAUGGCCACAGAAGGCUACUAAACAAUAUUAGAGGAAGCCAACAUUAAGACGCAUAAUUUCCACGCAGCUGGUUGGAAAAGUUGUCACUGCCUUCCUGGUGCAGCAUGGCAUUUGGACUUGGUGUUCUCUGCCUGUUACUAUGGGCAAUAACAGGUUCCACUUGUGAGCAGUGCCGAGAAGGAGCCAUGUACUCAGGUGCAGUAAUAUCUCCCAACUUAGAAACCACUAAAAUUAUGCGAGUUCCUCAUGCUAUGUCAGUGUCCGACUGCAUUGCAGCAUGUUGUGACCUCUCUGGUUGUGACUUGUCCUGGAUGUUUGAACGACGCUGUUACAUCGUGAACUGCCAACACAAAGAGAAUUGUGAACCUAAAAAAAUUGAAACUGUAAAGUCCUAUCUUACUUUUGUGCUGAGGCCUUCUCAGAGACCAGCCUCGCUGCUAGGAUUUGGGCAAGUGAUCCCAAGCAUGGUCCACUCUGUGGGACUCCAGAAUGAGCCGUCUGAUGAAGUGAGUAGCCUGAAGGAGCUGUCUCUGCUUGGCAAAGAUCCCAGCCUUGAGGAGAUACCUGAAUACAUUGAUGAUUAUAAAGAGUUGGAGCAAGACCCCUUUCAGGUCAGCAUCAAACAUGAACGGAAGGAGAGCACGGAUUAUGCUGACUGGGGCCUGAUGGUAGCAGGUGAAAACAGCUUCAACUCUUCAGUGGGUGAUGGUGGAGAUAACCAGGAAGACUUUGCUGAAAAGAAAGGGGAGGCUGGGAAGGCGGAAAGCCUUCUGAAUAAAAAUGGCUCUGAAUUGAGCUUUGUCACUGAACACUCCAUAGAGAGGUUAUCAUCUCUGCCAGAGAUUACGCCAUUCCCCAGGAAGACAUCUGAAAGUGAAGCAGCUGUUCAACUCCUUGCACAACCUGAUGAUGCUUUGCAAAAAGAGGCUGCUACGCCUUCCCCUUCUUCAGACAAACUGGAUUUCUCCCCAGGUGUGUCAGAGAAAACCCAGACUCCCACAAUGGCCCCAGAGAAUGUCACUGAAGGUGGAAUCACACUACUUUCCACUAAUACUGUGUCACCUGAGCCCAUGCAGCAAUUCACACCACCUGCUACUGAUGCUAAAGCAGUAAAAGAACUUAUUGUAUCUGCUGGAGAUAACAUACAAGUGAUGCUACCCAAAAAUGAGGUGGAACUGAAUGCCUUUGUUGUCCCGCCACCGCCUACAGAAACAGCCUACACCUAUGAGUGGAGCUUAAUUACUCACCCUUCUGACUAUGGCGGUGAAAUGGAGCGCAGGCACAGCCAGACUUUGAAGCUCUCUCAUUUAUCGGUGGGACUUUAUGCCUUCAAAGUGAUGGUGUCUGGUGAAAAUGCCUUUGGUGAAGGUUUUGUAAAUGUCACAGUCAAACCAGCAGUCAGAGUUAACCAGCCACCUGUUGCCGUUGCUUCACCCAAAGUACAGGAAGUGUCUUUGCCUACAACUUCUACCUUCAUUGAUGGCAGUCAAAGUAUAGAUGAUACGAAGAUAGUGAGUUACCACUGGGAGGAAAUUAAAGGUCCUUUGCGAGAGCAGAAGGCAUCUGCUGACACACCUGUCUUGCACUUGUCUAACCUUGUUCCUGGAAACUACACUUUCAGACUCACAGUGAUUGAUUCAGAUGGAGCCGCUAACUCCACCAUUGCAUCUCUGACUGUCAACAAACCAGUGGAUUACCCACCUAUUGCCAAUGCAGGACCUAAUCAGGCAGUCACCUUGCCCCAGAACUUCAUCACGCUGAAUGGAAACCAGAGCAGCGAUGACCAUGAAAUUGUCAGCUAUGAGUGGUCGCUCAGUCCCAAAAGCAAAGGCAAAGUUGUAGCAAUGCAGGGAGUACGGACGCCGUACCUCCAGUUAUCUGCAAUGCAGGAGGGAGAUUAUACGUUUCAGCUGACUGUUACAGACUCUGCGAGGCAGCGGUCCACGGCUGAGGUCACACUGAUUGUGCAGCCUGAAAAUAACAGCCCUCCAGUAGCAGUCGCUGGCCCUGACAAGGAAUUGACUUUCCCAGUAGAAAGUACUACACUGGAUGGAAGCAAAAGCCAAGAUGACCAAGGCAUUGUCUUCUAUCACUGGGAAAAUAUCAGUGGACCAAGCUCAGUACAGAUGGAAAAUGGCAACAAAGCAAUAGCAACUGUGACUGGUCUUCAGGUUGGUACCUAUCGCUUCAGGCUGACCGUGAAAGACCAACAGGGCUUAAGCAGUGCAUCUGUGCUUUCUAUUACUGUGAAGGAAGAAAACAACAGUCCACCCCGGGCGCAUGCUGGUGGGAAGCAUGUUCUAGUGCUUCCAAAUAACUCUGUUACCUUGGAUGGCUCAAGGUCUGCUGAUGACCAGGGGAUUGUCUCGUAUUUGUGGAUUCGAGAUGGCCAAAGCCCAGCAGCUGGGGAUGUGAUCUAUGGCUCAGACCACGAGGCAGUACUGCAGCUAACUAAUCUGGUGGAAGGAACCUACACUUUUCACUUGAAAGUGACGGAUGCCAAAGGAGACUCAGAUAUUGAUUCAGCAACUGUUGAAGUGCGGCCUGAUCCCAAGAGGAGUGGUCUGGUGGAGCUGAUUCUGCAAGUUGGAGUAGGACAGCUGAGUGAACAGCAAAAGGACACCCUGGUGAGACAGCUGGCUGUAUUACUGAAUGUUUUGGAUUCAGAUAUCAAAGUUCAGAAGAUACAAGCCUACUCAGAUAUAAGCACUGCGGUUGUGUUCUACGUGCAGAAUGGGCAUCCUUCCAAGGUGAUCAAGGCAUCAGAUGUCUCACGAACUCUGCAUGUGCAGCUUUUGAAAGAGAAGGCUGAUUUUCUGCUUUUUAAAGUCCUGCGGGUUGACACGGCUGCCUGUCUUUUAAAAUGUUCUGGACAUGGACACUGUGACCCCAUAACAAAGCGCUGCAUUUGCUACCAGCUGUGGAUGGAAAACUUAAUUCAUCGUUAUCUAAAUGAUGGAGAGAGUAAUUGUGAGUGGAGUAUACUCUAUGUGACUGUAUCUGGUUUUAUUUUGAUUGUGGUCACGGUAGGGCUUGCCUGGUUCUGCAUCUGCUGCUGCAAAAGCAGAAAGAGGACGAAGAUAAGAAAGAAAACAAAAUACACCAUCCUAGAUAACAUAGAUGAACAGGAGAGGAUGGAGCUACGACCCAAAUACAGUAUAAAACACAGAAGUACAGAACACAACUCCAGUCUGAUGGUCUCCGAGUCAGAGUUUGACAGUGAUCAGGAUACUAUCUUCAGCAGAGAAAAGAUUGAAAGAGAGAAUCCUAAAACCCUCAUGAAUGGAUCCAUCAGAAACGGAGUUUCCUUCAGCUACAGUUCCAAAGACAGAUAAUUGAAUGAGGGUAAAAGCACAGAACAUGCUCGUCCAACACAUCUGAAACAUGUUGGCCCACCUCUGUUUUUCCAGAACCGAAAACUUCCUAAAAUACCAACUAAUUGCAGAUGAAAAGGUAAAUUUCUAGCACAGUUAGGGGAGAGAAGGAGGAAGAAUUAGAUGGUCAGCUAACUCCUUUUGUCACCAUUAUAGGAACAAGGAAGAGCACAUCUUAUUUCUUGCAUGUUCCAUGCUGUAUGUUUGUCUGAACUUCAGAAGGCCUUUUUUCCUGUAUUGCUGCUAAAAAACUAGCCAGGGCUGUUAAGCUACUAACAAUGGUAACUGAAAUGCAUAUAGAUCUGUGUCCUGUGCUCCUACCUCUCUCUUGGAGAAGCAGUGUGAUUAUAAUGCUGACCUAAACCAGUGAAAGCCAAUAUAGAUAAAUUCCCUUGCAACUAUAGAGAGCAAUAUGUGACCACAGGCUCAAUCUUCAUUUUCAGUUUAGGUUGGGAACACAGAGAGCAAGCAUUUUCAGUGCGUUGUAUUUAUCUCUGUGCUUUAUGACUUCCUUUUCUAGGGUAGUGCUCAUCAGAUGGAAAUGUCUUUGUUUUCAAAGGAAGUGUACAAUUUAGGAGUUGCACUUAAUCAGCUGUAAUGUAAUGUGGUACAUCUGUGUCCUGUAGGAUGCAAUGUUCCCAAUAUUUACUUAGAAAGUAUGGUGUCUGCAAGGAAGUCCAGCCUUAGGUUGCUUCUGUAAUGAUGGAGGUGCUUUGGCUCCCUGGAGUCUGCCAUGUCCAGCCAGGAAACAGUAGCAGAAAGGCAGGAAGGACUCAGUGCAGUGUGCCUUCAGAAGGAUUUUGAGCAUCCCAAACAACUUUUUGCUUAGCACUUUUAAGGAGCUUUGGACCUUUAAGACUGAACCCUCAGCUGAGUUUUCAUCUGUCAGCCUCAGUGCUCCAUUAAAGAAUGUGCCAGGCAUUCGUGUAGUGAAAUGCUUGUGGUGAAGUACCCUAUGUGGAGCAGGAGGUUCAACACCUACCUUCGUUGUCAUGGGAAUUGGUACUGAGGAAGGUUUUAGCUUGAGCACUUUUCCUGUGUGGCUAUUCAGUGACUAGAUAUGUUGGUCUAAAGAGAUCCCUUUAGGUGUUUGGGAAGGGUAGGUGUGUUGGAGUUCUGAUGUUCUUGCUUGCAGUCUGGAUAAUUUCUUUACAGCAUGCUUAUUAGGCUUUGUACUGUUCUUGAAAUCCCAGACUGAAGACCUGGCUUUUACACAUACGCCUCACUUGUGGGGGCAUCUGUGUCAGCAGUACUGUCUGGCCACAACAUCUGCCUUUCCUGAGGGUGCUUUACUGACAUGCCGGAGUCUUCAGCUGAGCUGGAGGCAUGGUGUGUUCUGAGGGAGGAAACAUUCCUCCGGGAACAUUUUGGACAGGUUUUUUAACUUUUUUUUUUUUUAAUCGGUGGUGGAGAAUCCAUUAACAGAGAAGGGUAGAGUAGUAUAGAGAUCAAGGGGAGCAGAUCAGAAGGGUUGGGGAGGGGAUGUAGUCCACCUCCAUCAUGAGGAAUAAUUUGGUGGAGAAUUUUGGGGCUUUCUCCAUCUUUUCAUAGAAGUCCAACACAACAGAGUAGUUGGGUUGAACACUGUGGCUUCUAUGCUUCUCUUAUUAAUGGAGUUGGGCAAAAGUCAGAAGAACAGUCUAGGCUGGAAGGAAUAUGUAGUCAAAAGUUGCAGCAAUGUUAUGCUCAUACCUGGUUUCAUACCUUUGAUUCUCAAAUGCAGCCAGCAACAGUCCCUAAGGCAACUGAUGCUGCACUGAGGACUGUUUAUCCUGUGCCCAGCCCUACAUCUCUCUGGAGAGCUGAGUGUGGCUGCAGGAGUCAUAGUGUUGGGAGAAGCUGCGAAGAGCUAAAAAGGGCUAAUGCAAGUGUUUUCCAUGUUUUUCCCAUACCCACCAGCAAGAUGCAGUAUAAAUGCUAUGAAUUGCUUUCUUCAGAAGCCAAGUUUUAACUCUGUGUAUGGGGGUUUUAGGCUAUUUAUUGAAACAAAUCUACUUUAUCUCAUUCUCCCCCUUCUUGUGUGUGUGUGCAUAUAUAUAUAUUUUUAAUAAGUUGGUCAAUAAAAGGAAGGACAUCAAUUGAUGUGUUUCAAUUUCUGUUCCAGAGGUGUUAAAAUAAUAACGCAAUGUUCACUUUAAAGCAUUCCUGAGGAAAGUUAAGGCCUACUCAAAUACUAUUUUUUUUUUUCAUUUUUAAAUCAAAAUGUUGGACUUAAUCCAUUCUGCACAAAUUCCUAAAAUGGUUUAGCAGGAAUUAUGCUCUUGGAAACAUGCAUUUGAAAAAAAAAAGGGGGGGGGGGAGAGAAGUUGCAUAGGCAACUACAACUUUGUAUUGGCCACGCUGCCAUUAAUGCUUCUGCUAAAUACUGUAUCCAGUGUGCCUUUAUCUGUAAACUUACAGGACAUGUUAGUGUAGUCAGCACCAUCUUUCAGUUUUGUGAAGGCAGUCACUUGCGUGUUUUGGGUUUAUUUUACAUUUUUAAAGCUGGUGGUGAAGCCUAGGGGGGGUAGUUCUUUCAAGGAAUUAAAACUCAGACAUCUUUUUUUUUAAAAAAAAACAACAACAAAAUUAAAGGCUGAUUCUCUAGUAAAACAACUACAGGAGUCAUAAACCUGCUUUCCUCAAUGCUGCAGAAUUCCCAGGGCUGUUUCCCCUCACACAUACACUGUGGGCUCUGCUCUUUGGAUUGGUGGCAAGUUCUUGUGCCAUGAGAACAUCUGCAUGAUUUGACUAAGUAUUUCUCGCUCUAACAAAUACGAACCACUAGACCUAUUUCUUAUUGCAUAAGGCCCUAGCAAGUGGAAGCUGCUUACUAAAUUCUGUUCUCUAGAUGGUGCUUUGACGUCUUCAUUGCUAACAGUAUUUUAGUUACAUUUUAAAAGUUGAAUAUAGUUUAAAUUUUUGAGCUGCUUCUAAUUUUACUGAUUUGCUUCUUCCGCCUCCUUGGAAGGAGAAGUCAUUCGUCAUACAUAAGAUUGGGCUUGCUCUUAAUAUGAAACUUGCACGAAAGUUAAAAAUAAUAGUUUCUGGCUCUGUGAAUUUGUGAUAUCACAUGUUAGUGUCACUUGGCCAAGCAUGAUUUCUUUUUUUUCCCCAGGAAUUUAGGAGAGACUAUAGCAAGCCUUGUAUCUUGAUUCAGUGUAAUUCUCAUGUCUAGAACUGUUGCUUCCUUGCAGAAUGUCAGGUCUACCUGAAGUGAAAGCAUCAGAAAACUAGCUGUUUAAGGUGCAAACAUAAUGGUGGAUUUCUGAUGCUAUCUUCUAGUUUGGGUUACUAUGGGUUUGAAGCAGGUUCUCAGUCCUCAUGUUUACUUCCACACGCCAUUUUCCUUCGUAUACAGAAAGAGUGCUGGCAGCUUCAUUGUGAAAUAGGGAUAUUCCUGUCUUGUCUGCACUGAAAAGCAGAGGAGACUGAUACAGCCUGUCAUGUAUGGCUUAAAGUUCACUGAAAAUAAAGAAUAAAUUCAGUUUGGCUCUCAUAAGAUAGUGCCUCUCUGUGAAGGCAAAUGGUGUGCUGAUACUUAAUAGUGCAUCAUAGCCUUGGUGUAAGUGCUAGAUUUUCAUUUGCAUCUUGGUUUUACAUUUACACAUGCUGAUGCAUGCACAAGCAGAAAUUGUCCAGCUGUGUAAAAGGACUGCCUUUUGUUUGCAUUUUAAGUAAGGAGUAUAUUUUGGAAAAAAAACUUAUCAUUCCUGCCUGAGGCAUUAAACAGGUUCAGUACUCAGCUUCCAUACUCAAUGCAUUGUAUACACAGCACAAAACUGCCAUGCGGUGAACAGGUCAUUGGCUUGUGAUUUUUAGUUUUCUCAACCAAAACACUACUGCAGUAUGAAACAAAAUUUACCGUGGCAGAUCCACUGAGAUACACAUACAAAUUCUCUGUCCUAUGGUUCAGCCUUUCAUAGUAACCGAGUAGGUUGCGGAGAAAUUCAAGCAAAAUGUGAACAGUCUAAUUGCAGAGAAUUUUUUUAUUUGGGAUGAGGAAGAAAAAAAUUAUUCCUGUUUCAUGUGUAAGAAUACAUUUUCAACUGCAUCCUUUUAGGUAAAUGGAGUCUUAGCAGUCUCCCUCUGUCACAUGCAUCAGAUACAGGUACUGUUCAGGCAUCUGUUUUGUGCUGUCAGAUGGUUUGCUUAUAUGAUGCUGAUUUUCCUUUUAUUUCUUGGUCUCUUGUGGGCAAACAGAAGUGAGCAAACAUGCAAAGAACUUAACAGUGUAUGAACUUAACAGAGAGUGAGUGCAUGUUUUCUAUGCUGAGCUUAAACUUUCCUUAAACUGUUCUGAUAUUCUUGAAAUAAGUGAGAUCUUAAGCAAAUUUCCUGUUCCUGUUUUAAGCCUGAAGUGAAAAUAGUUUUGCCCAUCAAUAUACUGAUAAUGGGCUGUAGUCAGCUGGAGCUGUGGAAUGAUGGCAAUAAAAUGACAGCUAGUUUAGUCUUCUGAGCCAUUUAUGUGAAGUUUGAGAGAGGUAAACAUUCCUCUAGAAGAAGGGAAAUGGGAUAGAGAUGAAUUAAAGUUUCUUAACAUGAGCUAUUGCUUGUCAGUGAUCCCUAACUAGACUACUAAUCCCAUACUUCUGCAGCAAAGGAGAAUCCAUUUCAUAUACCUUUUAGGUCCUGAACUCCCCAAGGCAAGGGAGGGAACCUUAAAGAAGAGAAAUAAAAUUUAAAAAAGGAGGGAGAAAAGGCAAAUAAUUUUUUUCUUUUGCACAGGCUACGAAUGAAGUGCAGAUGAGCCGCACAUCAGUAGUUUGGCUCUGUAUUGAAGUACUUCUCCCUGUGGGUGGAUGGGUGAGCUAUUACAGAAUUUAUAUUAGGAAUCUGUUUCUAGAACAUGUUAUUUAUUGCAAAUGGUAAUGUAUUGUAACUGGAACCCUUUCUGAGCUGAAAUUAUUACAUUUAUGUAACUACUAAUAAAGUUUUGUCUUUCCUUCUA
Messenger RNA from Grus americana (Whooping crane), 8546 nucleotides. Its product is annotated as KIAA0319 ortholog. The record is from RefSeq and is a predicted model, not a curated record. Gene Ontology annotation, cellular component: cytoplasmic vesicle; plasma membrane. The coding region runs from base 347 to 3577 and encodes 1076 amino acids. Gene Ontology annotation, biological process: negative regulation of dendrite development; neuron migration. Lineage: Eukaryota; Metazoa; Chordata; Aves; Gruiformes; Gruidae. The transcript has 21 exons. Gene Ontology annotation, molecular function: protein binding.